AUGAAGUGUCAAUUCUAUCUCGUGGGCGACGACAUCGCCACCACACAAUCCAUAGAUGUGGACUCACACUGGAAGUUUGAAGACCUACAGCGCGCUGUCGGGGGAGUUUUCCAUGUCGCUCUGCCAACAGGUAUCUCCUUCCACUCUGAAAACGAAACGUUGUCGUCCGUCGCCGACAUGAUCUCUGUCGAUUCAUCUCCCAUCGGCCUCCGAAUUGACGGCAAUGCCGUACAAACUCCUCAAGGACCUCCAGGGCUGCCCCUGGUUGGCAGCUUCUACGAGAUCUUCCCAGACCAUCUGGGGAACCACUAUCGACUCUUCCGCAAAUAUGGCCCAGUGAUCAAAACCACCAACAUGGGCAAAACCACCUACCUCACAGACGAUCCGCAGGUCGCCUCAGUCUGUCUCGCAGAAUCAGCCUACAUGACCAAGAAGAUCAACGAGGAUCAUCCCCUCUGGGGCGUGAAAGACAACACCGCCAUCUUCAUCGGCGACACAGAGACUGAAAACUGGCGUCUCGCCCACAAAUACCUCCCACCAGCCAUGGGGCCCAAAGCGGUACGCCACUACACAGGCCUCAUGCAAAACUGUGCAAGAAAGUCUCUACCCGUGUUCGACGAGCUGGACGCCCGCGACGAGUCCUGGAACGUCUACCAGUACAUGGUCAAGCUGGCCUCGCAGACCAUCGGGUCCUUCUCCCUCGGCAAAGACUUCGGCCACUUCGACUCAGUCGACAGCCCCCUCCACCCGAUCGUCACGAACAUCGCCAGUCUCCUGUCGCUCAAUAAGAAGAUCACGUCCCGCGGCGAAUGGUACCGCCACCUCCCCUUCGGCGACCCGGCCCGUCUCCGCCACGUCCAACAUACCAUCUACACAUUACUGCAGGAAGCCAUCGACGAAGUCGCUGGCUCCGGCAUUGCCGACGCCCCCAUGAACGAAGCAGCGCUCAGCGCCUCCUGCGUCGUCGACUACCUCCUCCACGCGGUCGACGAUAAAGGCGAGCACUUCCCGCAGGGCCUCAUCCUCGCUAACAUGCUCAUCGUCACGGGCGCCGGCUUCACCACCACUUCCGCGCUCCUCUCCUGGCUCCUCUACUGUCUGGUCACAUACGAAGGCACACAGGACCGCCUCUACGCCGAACUCAUAGAGCACGGCAUCGUCGGGCCCAGCGGCGAACGCAAUGAAACGCCCUGGACCCCCGAUCUCGCGCACAGCCUCCCCUACCUCGACAAGUUCGUCAAGGAAACUCAGCGCCUCCACAACGCCAGUUUCCAACCGGGGAGAACCACUAAGACUGAUGUCGUGCUUCCGGGCGGGUAUCGUCUCCCGCCUGAUAGUGUCAUUAUCCCUGCGUUGUAUGCUAUCCAUACGAAUCCCAAGACCUGGCGGGACCCGUUCCGGUUUGAUCCGGAUCGAUGGGAUACGGAAGAGGUCAAGGGAAGGCAUCGGUGCGCCUAUAUACCGUUCGCAACGGGGCCGAGGGGGUGUAUUGGGUUUAAUUUUGCGUUAUUGGAGGUUAAGAUUUUGUUGGCGGAGUUGGUGAGUCGGUAUGAGUUUGUGAGGGACGGACUGGAGGCGAUUGAUUAUGAUCCUGAGUUUCAGUUGAUUCGGCCGUUGAACUUUUAUGUUAGGGCUAAGCGGAGGGUGUAA
This is a messenger RNA of Aspergillus pseudotamarii, 1650 nucleotides long. RefSeq names its product cytochrome P450. The transcript is spliced from 2 exons. The record is from RefSeq and is a predicted model, not a curated record. Gene Ontology annotation, molecular function: oxidoreductase activity, acting on paired donors, with incorporation or reduction of molecular oxygen; monooxygenase activity; heme binding. Bases 1 to 1650 code for a protein of 549 amino acids. NCBI's taxonomy places the organism in Eukaryota, Fungi, Ascomycota, Eurotiomycetes, Eurotiales, Aspergillaceae.